AGAGAUUACCAGGAAGUGCCUUCAAUUAAGAGCUCUUCUGCCCACUGGUGGUCAUGUAGGGCCCACUCGAAGAUCCGUGGCUGGCGAUUAGAAUCGUUUCCGUUUCCGCUUUGAUGGCACAGAUGUCAUCAUCGGCCAGAUAGGCAGCUAUAUUUAACAUUUUUAUUAGCCACUGACCAGUGACCACCAGCGACCAACUCCCCUCCCACAGACUUGGAAUGUCGCGUCAAUUUGUCUGGCCGGGCAUGGCAACAAUCUCGGCGAGCAUCUCAUCCUCAUCAUCAUCAUCAGAGAUGCGGCCAUCGGCAAGAUGGAGUGCAAGUGUCGCGUUGAUUUAUUAAUUAAGCAUUGGAGCGCGGCAGCUGAGCAACGCGUGGCAGCUGACGACGAUGCUAAUGAAGUACUCGCUGGAAAUUUUAAUUAACGAUCCCCGAUCCGAUCGCCAUAUAGCAUAGAUUCUUCUGGUGUUGACUUAUGACAUCACACCCAGAACAGAAGAGCCGAAGAACAGUGGAACACCAGCUGGCAGCGAUCUCAUUGCCAGACAAACUGACGACGCUUAUCACAUCAUAUGUACUUACAAAAAAAACGCCUCUAAAGCACAUUGGGGGACAUUGCGCAUACGCCGCGUGGCCCCAAAGCUAACAAUUAAACACUAUUCACCGCAACGCCUCCGGGCGACAUACAUAAAUUUCAUUCGCUCGACUCUGCUCUUAAUUUGUCUAGACAAUGGCAAAGUUCACUCCGAACAAAUAUAAUAUAGGCAAAGUUCAAUUAACGCUCUUGUCACAUGCCUUAGUUGGGGGCAAAUGGAUACAAAUUCGAGAAAAGAAGAGGAACGGAAAGCCAUUUGCAUUUUGCUGGGAAAUCGUCUUGACUAACCCCCAUAUGAGUCAUGUUUGAAGACUUUCGCUUGGAAUCUCUUAAUUUGAAGCAGAUGUGUGGGGGAGAUUUUGGGCGACCUUUGAGGCGAACUUUUGUGGCAAUGAACUUGAGAAAUCUGUGGUAAUUUGGAAAGAAUGCUUAAAGAACAUUCACUUCUUCGAAACAUAAGCUUAACUUAUUGUAGAACAUUUUUUAAUGUAUUUAGAAAUUUGAAAUACUCCAACUAGAGUUUGCAAAGGGUAAAGUUUAAAAGCUCGUUAAAAUUUAAUUUUACACGGUAAAUAGCCAUAAAACAUGUUUAAAGUUUUAGAUACGCCUUAGUCUAAAUAGACUGUAAAGUAGAGAUGAAGUCUUAACAAAUUUUCUCAAGAUCAAGUAAGAUGAACUGGCUGGUGAUUUUGGUCCUUGGAGUCUUCCUAACGAUUGUGAUGGCUGAAAACGAACCCUAUGUGUGCGAUGGAAAGGACGACAGGGUCUGCGAUGAGUAUCGAUGCAUCUGCCGCAGAAGGACUACAGAACGGUAUCCAAAUACAGAGUAUGAAUUUUGAAUGAGAAAUACAAAAUAAGUGAAGUUGGUGUGUUUUAAAUUGCUUUGAAAUGUCAAGAUCGAAUUGCUAUAUUAGUAAAUCAACAUUUAAACAUCAAAAAUAGUAGUUAUGGAAGUAAAUUUGUAUAUUGUGUUUUAUAAAAAAAACCUGAAAUAAAUAAAAGAAGCAUAAAAUAUAU
Messenger RNA from Drosophila suzukii, 1611 nucleotides. Lineage: Eukaryota; Metazoa; Arthropoda; Insecta; Diptera; Drosophilidae. The record is from RefSeq and is a predicted model, not a curated record.